AAACCUCUGCCCACUUGUUGAGCCCCCGGGCGCGAUGGAGUCACAGAGCGAGCCGGGUUCGCGUCCCCGCGGUGCCGGUGUCCGCCCGAGGGCACGCGAGCUCCCGUCCCGUUGCGUGGACGCGCUGCGCACGGCCGCCGACGCGCUGGAGGAGAGGAGCGCCACUCUGGAGCACGAGACCCGGAUGGCGAGGCUCAGGUGGAACAGGCGGGAGCAGUCUCUGCUGGCCCGGGUGUCCACCCUGCACGACGAGGCCCGGCUGUCGGCUCUCCGGUACCAACGGAGGCUGCACCAGCACAUGCUGCACAUCAAGGGCAUCGCGGAGCAGGUCACCGGCUACUGCGAGAGAGAUGCGAGGACGCCUGACGCCCCGCGCAGCCAGAUGUUGGACACCGCGACCGGUGCAGAGGGAGAGCCACGGGGACAGCCGGAAGCCGCUGAGCUGAUCUGACGUUGUAGAAAGGUUUGAAGUCAGAACACCCGGAUCACAUUUCAUUUAGUGUCACUGCCUCCUCAAACAAAACCUUUUUGUAGAAAAUGUUAUGACACCGCUCUUCUGCUAAAUUCUGCA
Messenger RNA from Pungitius pungitius (ninespine stickleback), 571 nucleotides. Its product is annotated as E3 ubiquitin-protein ligase PDZRN3-B-like. The coding region runs from base 35 to 451 and encodes 138 amino acids. NCBI's taxonomy places the organism in Eukaryota, Metazoa, Chordata, Actinopteri, Perciformes, Gasterosteidae. The record is from RefSeq and is a predicted model, not a curated record. The transcript has 3 exons.